Molecule: messenger RNA, 382 nt
Organism: Dentiscutata heterogama
Lineage: Eukaryota; Fungi; Glomeromycota; Glomeromycetes; Diversisporales; Gigasporaceae
Source: the annotation of a GenBank genome assembly
AUGUCAAUUGAAGACGGAAAACAAUAUAACUACCAAUACCAACCACCACCAAAAAUUGCAAAUCCAGCCCCUCUUGGUCUCUGCGGUUUCGCUUUAACCACAUUCGUACUUUCAAUCGCCAACACAGGUUCCGCUAAUGUCGCCUCUCCAUCUAUCACUCUUGGUUUGGCUCUAUUUUAUGGAGGUCUCGCACAACUUUUAGCCGGUAUGUGGGAAUUCAAGACUGGUAAUACUUUCGGUGCUACCGCUUUCUCUUCAUAUGGUGGCUUCUGGUUAUCGUUCGCUUGUAUCAUUAUUCCUGGAUUUAAUGUGCCUGGCAGCUUUACUAACAUCGAAGCAUUCGAACACGCUGUCGGCAUCUACCUUCUUGCUUGGACAAUCU